Dioscorea cayenensis subsp. rotundata (Guinea yam) is the source of this 555-nucleotide messenger RNA. RefSeq lists its product as uncharacterized. The record is from RefSeq and is a predicted model, not a curated record. NCBI's taxonomy places the organism in Eukaryota, Viridiplantae, Streptophyta, Magnoliopsida, Dioscoreales, Dioscoreaceae. The transcript has a single exon. The coding region runs from base 1 to 555 and encodes 184 amino acids.
AUGUCGAUUUACAGACUUCCAUCGUGGGUGACUAAGAGCAUUGACAAAAUUCGCAGGGAUUUUCUGUGGUCUGGCCCUGACAACCACCAGAGUAAAAUUAGGCUUGUUUCUUGGGCACGUCUAUGUCGCUCUAGGGAACAAGGUGGGUGGGGAAUCCUGAAUUUACAAACUUUCAACACUGCCCUACUUGGAAAAUGGUGGUGGAAGAUCGUCUCUGGCUCACACUGGUGUGGUGAGAACAUACUGCAUGCCAACUACUACAGUAAUUUCCCAAUGUGGAACCUUUUCCAUACGCAUGGUAGACGGCGAUCCUUCUUUUGGAAUGGGGUCCUGCACUCCCUCCCGGCUUUUAGGAAAAACUUAUCUUCUCAGAUCCGCAAUGGGGCGAAUACACUAUUCUGGUUGGAUAACUGGGUUGAAGGGCGUGCCUCUGCUGAUAUUUGGCCUCAACUAUUCCAGGUUGCCCUGUAUAAGGAGGAUUCAAUUCGGGAUUUUAUGAGCAGACUUCCUAUGGCUCCCUUGAGUAACCUCCCUGAUUGGAGCAUGCUUUAUUAA